UUUAGUCAAAUAGAUUAUACCACUGACAGGUCAUUAAUUGUAAUUUUUCACUCACUGAUUAGACAGCAAAACUACGUACAUUCAACUAUACGUGUGCGAACAGUUCGGUCCAUUCUCCUGUACCAUAUUUACUUCGGUUCUUGUAUCAUUUCUGGAUUCAUCAUGUUGUCCACUAGGCCUAUUCUCCUUCUUCUGUUGAUUGCAGUCUUCUCUGUAAAUGCAUUAUUCAGCCCGAAUAGCUGGUUCUUCGGAGUCGACCGUGCAUCGCAAAAAGGCCAAGCGAGUACUACAGUAGUCCAAGGGCAAGCCAGCUUUCCUCUACUCCGCGGCAACGACGGUCGUAGUCUGAACGCCAACGUACACGGAACUCAAAUGUUUUCAGGUCCCUACAGCGCUCAGGCUGUAGGCGGAGGUCUGCGAUAUCAACAGAACGGACUGUAUGCCGGCGUCGGCACCACCAACGUACGUGGUGUAGGAAACGGCUUUACCGCUACUGCCGGUGGAACCCGCGGAGUAGGUCCGGGCAAUCUGUCCAUGAACGUUGAAGCUACUACCAGUCCGGGCUCUUCUGGAGUGCAGGCAAAGAUCGGUGCCAAAUACGAGAUGCAAUUUUAAACACCCAGAUCGAUACUGUAUAGACGUAUAAAUAAAUAUUACUUUAUUAUUGUA
Messenger RNA from Macrosteles quadrilineatus (aster leafhopper), 669 nucleotides. RefSeq lists its product as uncharacterized. NCBI's taxonomy places the organism in Eukaryota, Metazoa, Arthropoda, Insecta, Hemiptera, Cicadellidae. The transcript has 3 exons. The record is from RefSeq and is a predicted model, not a curated record. Bases 163 to 615 code for a protein of 150 amino acids.